Messenger RNA from Schizosaccharomyces octosporus yFS286, 621 nucleotides. RefSeq lists its product as uncharacterized. The transcript has a single exon. The coding region runs from base 1 to 621 and encodes 206 amino acids. Gene Ontology annotation, molecular function: RNA polymerase II transcription regulatory region sequence-specific DNA binding; DNA-binding transcription activator activity, RNA polymerase II-specific. The record is from RefSeq and is a predicted model, not a curated record. NCBI's taxonomy places the organism in Eukaryota, Fungi, Ascomycota, Schizosaccharomycetes, Schizosaccharomycetales, Schizosaccharomycetaceae. Gene Ontology annotation, cellular component: nucleus. Gene Ontology annotation, biological process: regulation of transcription by RNA polymerase II.
AUGGAAGCUGAUGGUUCAAUACGGAAUUCAACAACGGUAUCUCAUGGACAACCAGUUUCUCCAAGAAGUAGUACAUUGUAUGAACCCUUUUUACAGUCGAAGGACUAUGCACCUUUACAAUAUACACAGUGUACUCCUGAGAGUGGGUUUCCUGUCGCUUAUGGAAAUGCAACAGCGUCCUCAAAGGAGGAGAAAUUGAUUAGUGCUGAGCAAUUAGAAGAUGGAAUAGAAGGAGGAGGAGGAGGAGGAGGAGGAGGAGAAAGGAAAAGAGAAAGUAGCGUAGGAGAUGACUGGAGGGGGAGUUUGUCAGAUUUGUCUAUACAGCAGAUGAGUUGUUCUCCCAACGAAGCGACAUUGAGGAGUUCUUUUGAUGGAGUCGUUGGGGUUGUGGAAGACAAAGAAAGGCGAAGAAGAAACACUCUGGCUAGCGCUCGGUUCCGACAACGAAGAAAAGCCAAAGAGCAAUACCUUGAACAAACCGUACAGGAAUACGAAAAGAAAAUCAAACAAUUGGAACAGAGGAUUUACGAACUAGAACUAGAAACAAAAUGGUUUAAAGAUUUAAUCCGUCCUGUCCGUGUUGGAGAUGUGGGAAAUGCAAGAACAAAACCUAGUAUUUAA